This is a messenger RNA of Gongylonema pulchrum, 327 nucleotides long. NCBI's taxonomy places the organism in Eukaryota, Metazoa, Nematoda, Chromadorea, Rhabditida, Gongylonematidae. The record is from the annotation of a GenBank genome assembly.
AUGGAAGCAAAGAACGAAAUACAAAUGGAGGAAGUGCAAACAGCUUGGUGUCUUGGUGCGGAAUUUACCCAAAUCCCGCUGAUUUCGUGUAAGCGGCGUAUGGAUAAAGCGUUGAAAAGCAAUGAAAGAUUGUAUGCUAAUCGAACAGUCCCAGCAACUUUCAAACAGGCUUCAUACGAUUGGCAAGAUGUUGCGGUACUGAAUUUUGGCUUUGUGGGAAUUUUUGACUAUCAGGAUCGCAUCGUUCAUCAUAGGCAGAAGAGCAUCAUGGUAAGUUUUCAAAACAUCUUUGAAAAAACUCGUCUCCAAAAAUUUCUAGAAAUAUAA